UUGAAAUAGCGCUUUGGCCAACAAAAUAUGUCUGAAACAAACAUUACUCCUGGAAAUGAUGAUAUCGCGCUGCAGAAAGAGGAAUCUCUUCUCGAUUUCACCAGCAGUUCUCUGGAGGCUAGGUCCCUGGAACAGGGACAAAACUGCGAAGAUAUAACUGUGAAUAGCAUUGUGGAUGCAAUUCUGACCAAGAUUGAAAACAAAUUAAUGGGCUAUGAUGCGAUCAAGAUGGAGUUUCAGAAUAUGCGGGAAUCCCUGGACACAUAUAGUCAGCAAAUGGAAGCACUGGAUCGGGACAUAGCUGAAAUAUUUUUGGACUUGCACAAUAUUUAUAAGAAGCUUGAAAGACUCGAUAAAAAUGGCAGGAAACUGUGCAGCACGAAGAAAGCAGUUUUAUUAAGACAUGUCAAGGAGUCUGAAGACUUGCUCGACCGUUCGCGCCAUUAUCUAACAAACGAUCCCAAAGAGAUGAGUGCUCAACUUGUUGGUCCACCUACGGAAGUCCCAUCGAUUCCUAAGGUAACAAACAAACCCCAAUAAACCCAAUCGCUAUCAAGGACACAGCCAAUGUGGACGGCAGUACGAAACAGCCUGUUGGGAUUAGCUCGUCUUUCUUAUCAACAUGGUGAUGAUUAAGAAUAACUCCACCUCAAUCGGCACAAAACAUACUUCAGAGACGCCAAGCGGGUAUUAAAUUUGCACUGCAAUUAAAAAAUAUUUAUUAAA
Drosophila erecta is the source of this 726-nucleotide messenger RNA. RefSeq lists its product as uncharacterized. Bases 28 to 540 code for a protein of 170 amino acids. The transcript has a single exon. The record is from RefSeq and is a predicted model, not a curated record. NCBI's taxonomy places the organism in Eukaryota, Metazoa, Arthropoda, Insecta, Diptera, Drosophilidae.